CCAUGGAUGGCCAGAGGAGUUUUUGGAAGGAAGCAGAUGGUCCUGUUCAGUCCCCGUUUGGGAUGGUGAACGCAUCGUGGCUUCCAGAUUUUGCACAAGCCGAUAGGCAGCAGGAGAAGAAACUGCCUACCGCAUCAGAGAUGCACGAUUACUACGCUUUGAUUCCAAGAAUAUUUCCACACACUUGUUCUCUGUGUAGUGAAGAUUGUGUAGAUAAAGAGGUAUCCAGACUGGACUCCAGAAACCCCCUCUUCACCCAAAAGACACGAAGGUGACAGAGAGGAGGGGCGCAAAUCAAGGCAGCGUUCUGCCAGUCCUUACUCGAAACGUUCAA
This is a messenger RNA of Heteronotia binoei (common prickly gecko), 334 nucleotides long. Its product is annotated as zinc finger protein 638-like. Bases 3 to 275 code for a protein of 90 amino acids. The transcript is spliced from 3 exons. NCBI's taxonomy places the organism in Eukaryota, Metazoa, Chordata, Lepidosauria, Squamata, Gekkonidae. The record is from RefSeq and is a predicted model, not a curated record.